Closterium sp. Naga37s-1 is the source of this 253-nucleotide messenger RNA. The record is from the annotation of a GenBank genome assembly. Lineage: Eukaryota; Viridiplantae; Streptophyta; Zygnematophyceae; Desmidiales; Closteriaceae.
GUGCGGCGUUCUUCACUACCGGCUGCGUUGCGUCUCGCGCACCCGUCUCCCUCGCGCGGCGACUCGGACCUGGCCGCGAUGGCGCCGCUGCCGCUGCUGUGCUUCCUUCUACUGUUCAAGCUAGGCGGCGUGGUCUGAAGUGGAAAGGGACGGUCCACGAGAAAUAUGUGGCCUUGUUGACUACUACCGAAAGAGGUCAAACAUUUAUUGGUGACAAACAUGCAUGGGGGUUAUUACUCUUCAAGGUGGUAAG